AUGGCUCCAAGCUGGACCCGGCCAAGGAGCACCCCGACGGGCAGUGGGGUUCUCCUCCUCGGACUGGGUCUCUCCUUCCUGCUCCGGGGGCUCCUGCCCUGCACAGACUGCAGCCCCCAGCCCUCUUGGGGCUACACGGUCUACGAGAUAGUUAUUCCAAGGAAACUUGGCCCAAAGGUGGGGAAACCCAGCCAGGACGAAGUGUCCUAUGUCAUCAGCAUUCAGGGGGUAAAUUACACGAUUCACCUCAGGCAGAAAGACUUCGUCAUAAAAAACUUCCCCGUAUUCACUCGUCACUCCCGAGGGGAAAUUGUGGUCCAACAGCCCCAUGUGCCGGCAGACUGCUAUUACCACGGCUACAUGGAAGGCAUCCCGGACUCCGCGGUGACUCUGACUACCUGCUCUGGGCUCAGAGGGCUGCUGCAGAUUGGAAACUCAAGCUACAGCAUCGAGCCCCUGGCAGCUUCCACCGUGGCUGAGCACCUUCUGUUGCAGAGGGAUGAGGCGGUUCCUGGAACAGUGAUGUACAAAAUGCCCAGCGAAGGCGGACAGUUUCCAGGUCCUGGUACAGCGACGGGGCAGUUCCAGCCCCGGGGGCACACGCGGUAUUUGGAGCUCCUUGUCGUGGUGGACAAGGAAGGCUUUGACGCCUUUGGCAGAAGUAUAACUAAUGUGACGCUGGAAGUUAUUGAAAUAAUCAAUCUGGUGGACGGGCUGUUUUAUUCUUUCCACCUUCGUGUUUUGGUAACUGCACUAGAGGUUUGGGUGGAGAAGAACCCUAUCAGUGUUUCCAAAAACAUAACCAAGGCCCUUCAUAAUUUUAACCUUUGGCGGAAGCAAAGCCUCACGUACGCCGCGCAUGACGUGGGGUGUCUAUUUGCCUCGAUGGACUUUGAUCGCGGUACGAGAGCAUUGCACGUGGGUGGCAAAUCCAACUUCGCCAGUGCCUGUGAUAGAAAACGCGCCUCUGCUGUUGUAUCGUUUGCGAAACGGCCUUACGUGGACACUGCUGUCCAUGUCGCUCGUGCGUUAGGGCAUGUCCUUGGCAUGGAGCAUGAUGGCAGAUACUGCAGGUGUGGAAACACCUCGAAAUGCAUCAUGAGCACACACAGCGUGGUGAGCUAUCAAUUCAGCAACUGCAGCAAAAAGCACUAUUUUGAUUUUAUAGCAUCAAGGCAAGGAUUCUGCCUUAAUAACGCCCCAGAAUCAGUAACAACAUUUGCACUGCAGCGCUGCGGGAAUGGCGUCCUGGAGGUUGGAGAGGAGUGCGACUGCGGCUCAGAAGCACAAUGUAAAUUGGACCUUUGUUGUGACAAUAACUGUCAAAAAAAAAAAGGAGCCAUUUGCACUUCUGGAGGCUGCUGUAAGAAUUGUAAGCCUCUUCCAGAAGGAAAAGUGUGUAGGGAGAGUGCCGGUCCGUGUGACCUGCCCGAGUAUUGCAACGGGACAUCCGAGCAUUGCCCGGCAGAUGUGGCCAAGCAAGAUGGGACCGUGUGCGCUGAGGACGGGUACUGUUACUCGGGCAAAUGCCAAUCUCACACGUUACAGUGUAUGAGUAUCUUUGGCAAGGAAGCAAAGCCCGCUCCACUACCAUGUUUCCAGGAGGUGAACACGAAAGGGGAUCGCUUUGGCAAUUGCUGGGGAGAUGGGGCAGAUAUCAACUUUCAGAAAUGUGAGCUAGAAAAUAUCCUGUGUGGGAGGGUGCAGUGUACGAACGUUAGACGUCUACCUCAGCUGGAAGACCACACAACCAUCGUUCAAACCCCGGUGGGCGAUACCUGGUGUUGGGGCACAGACUACCACUUGGGUGUGGACCUUCUGGAUGCUGGAGUCAUUAAGGACGGCACGCAGUGCGGUGAGAAGAAGAUCUGCAUUAAUCGGACGUGCGUUCCCAAGGAGAAGUACUUGACAUCCCGCUGUUCUGCCAACAGAACCUGCAGAGGAAACGGAGUCUGCAACACUAGAGGAAACUGCCACUGUGACAACGGCUGGGCACCUCCCUACUGCCAGUUUGUUGGCUUUGGAGGAAGCGUUGACAGCGGGCCUGCACCGGUCACCAAAAAGGGGCUUUUUAGGUUCAUCAUCGGGUUUACCGUAGUAACCGUUGCUGUCCUGGCACUCGCAGCUCUUGUCAUCGUGCACGCAAGGAAGCUCGGAGUAACCCAAGCAUUGAACAGACUCACUGGAUGUUUUUGGGCUAGAGAAUGGGCUCCUGAGGAGGAUGCGAAGGACCAGGAGGAAGACGACAUCUCAAAACCAGCCGAGGGUCAAAACUCCCCUGUGUAG
Molecule: messenger RNA, 2286 nt
Organism: Phaethon lepturus (White-tailed tropicbird)
Lineage: Eukaryota; Metazoa; Chordata; Aves; Phaethontiformes; Phaethontidae
Product: disintegrin and metalloproteinase domain-containing protein 21-like
Exons: 1
Coding region: 1-2286 (761 amino acids)
Biological process (GO): proteolysis; male gonad development
Cellular component (GO): plasma membrane; external side of plasma membrane; sperm head plasma membrane
Molecular function (GO): metalloendopeptidase activity
Source: RefSeq, a predicted model, not a curated record